Molecule: messenger RNA, 1029 nt
Organism: Hibiscus syriacus
Lineage: Eukaryota; Viridiplantae; Streptophyta; Magnoliopsida; Malvales; Malvaceae
Exons: 1
Coding region: 1-1029 (342 amino acids)
Cellular component (GO): plasma membrane
Source: RefSeq, a predicted model, not a curated record
AUGGCUCAUCGACAUGCUGAAACCAACCCACAUUUUAUUGAAGAUCCUGAUGGUACAACGCCCGAGCAACGCCAUUAUCUACCUGCUACCUUGCUGCCACGACGCGGUCGUAACCACCGUGUCCCACUAAGGGAUCCUGAAGAUCAAGAACAACAUCCUCAUCCACUCGGUUCAUCUCUGCCAGAGCCACAUCAUGAAAGCCAACAUCACCCGCCAUUACAUGUCUGGGUGCCGCCACCAGUACAAAAUGAGGAUCGACACCCCCAAUUACGACCACGACCCUCAUCGAUUCAAGAUCCGACCCCAAAAGAAGAAAUGCUGCAACCCCAACUUCAAGACCAACAUCCUAGCUCAUCACUGAUAAGACCACAGCGUGAAAUCACCGAAGGUGACCGGCGCCACGGCAGGCAUCUCCAAGAUCAUCGUCCUCACUCUAGUCCUUUUCUCCCAAGGGACCAUCAAACCAACCCUAUAGCAUGGCCUGCGGCAAUUGUCUGUGUAAUUCUUUUGCUGAUCAUGAUACUAGGAGGCCUAAUCGUCCUCAUAGUCUACCUCGUCUAUCGACCACAUAGUCCACUGUUUGAUCUCAACGGCGUCACCUUGAAUGCAGCCUCUCUCGACAUGGGUUAUCUGCUCAAUGCCGAUGUUAGUCUACUGGCUAACUUCACAAAUCCAAACAAGAAGGUGAACAUCGAUUUCAGUCACAUGUAUCUCGGUCUUUACUUCGAGAAUUCCCUGAUUUCUACUCAAUUCUUGGAACCUUUCUCGGCCGCAAGAGGUGAGACCAUGUUUGCAAAUGUUCAUAUGAUAACCAGUCAGGUUAAGCUUUCAAUGGAAGAAACAAUUCUCCUUCGGGACCAGAUCGCAAACAAUCAAGUGAUGUUUACAGUCAAAGGGGUGUUCCGAGCUCGAUCGAAAUUCGGAGGUUUAUUUAAAUAUUCGUAUUGGUUGCAUGGUGAUUGUGGCAUCAUAGUUUCAAGCCCUCCAACUGGGGUCUUAAGAGAGAGAAAAUGCAGAACCAAACACUGA